UUGAUGCAUCGCUGUUGUUACUGCUCUUUGUAUACGUGACUCGUGAAUAAUAGUUUAGAAACAGAGUAUAUAUACAUAAUACAUUGCAUUGGACUGCAUUAAUCAAGCAAUCCAUAUGAAUUAAUAGUCUUAUUUUUCAUAAUGGGAAAUCAUGUCACUCGGCAUAACAAUGGAUUGGCAAAAAAGCAUAUGCUUUCGCCAGCAAACAAUCAACCUACUACACCAUUAAGUCGAAAUGCUUCGGCUAGUGAAAUUGAACAAAAUUUUGUCACACAUUUCAAACCUAUUGACAAACUAACCAAAAUUUUGGCAGAAAGGACACAACAUGAAGACGACUCUCACGGGAUUUCAGAAAAAGUGUUUGUUAAAUAUCUAUUUCCACAUUACUCCAAUUUGGGGUCACGACUGUUUAAAUAUCUUCAUGCUGCGUCUAAAGCAUCAUCAAAACAUUUAGGAACUUCGGCAUUUAAACAACAAAUUGAGAAGCUUUUAUCUAUUAUGAAUGAUCAAACUAUUUUAGAUGUGUAUGUAAAAAUGUUCUCUACUACUUCUAAAGAGGAUGGUGAUAUUACUUCUGGUGCUUUUAAAGAGUUGUUAAUGACUUCGUAUCAAUUAGCUACUGAUUGUGGGCCUAAUUCAUGUAUAUUUGUUCAUGACACUAUUGAAGCUGUUGUUUCAUCUUGUUUUCACGGAAAAGAAUGUCUUUCAACAAAUUUCAUAAGUAAUUGGUUAUGGUCGAAUUGUCCAAGAAUAGUCUACGGGGUGCAUCGAUACAUAAUUCAUGUAUUUUCGACUGCAUACAGAAAUGGCCAAGCUCUUUUAUCAACUGAAGAAUUACAGCCCCAUAUAGAACCAGUUACCCCAGUUCUAGAAAAGGCAAUUUCUUUCGAAAAACCUGAGACUUUGUUACCUUUAAGUCAUGUAUGGUUAUUGUCUAUUACUUUACCAUUUUGUUAUAUUCAGGCAGAAGAUUUGCAGGCAGACGAAUCUUCAAGUGCAUUAAAAAUGUCUAGAACUCCUUGUCCUAGUCAUUGGACUUUAUUAUACAAUAGUGAUGAACAUGGGACUGGAGCCAAUCGUUUUCUUCAUCACAUACUUGGAUAUCGAGGUCCAACAAUAGUAUUUAUUCAAGGAGAUAGUGGGAAUAAUGAAUUCGCCACUUAUUGUAUAUGCAGUGCUAUAGAAUGGCGUGAAUCCCACCUUUAUUGGGGUAAUGAAGACUCAGUUAUUAUUGAACUAAAGCCAUUAUACAGACUUGUUGAGAAAGGACCGAAACUUUUGUACUUAAAUACAAGUAUUAGAGGAUAUCCUCAGGGUCUUCGUGCAGGGAAAGAUACGCGAAAUCCUUUUAUAAAUAUUGAUCAAGCGUUUAACUCUGUGAGUUUUGGAGGUGCUCCUCAUAAGCUAGUGAGCAUUGUUGUUUGGGGCUGUGGUGAUGUAAAAUCACGUGAGCAACAGUUAGAAAUAAAGAAAUGGCAAGUUAAAGAAGCAGAAAAACAACGAGUUGUGAAAUUAAGUACAGCUGACUGGUUAGAUCAUCCAGAUCGUUACUUAUUAGAACUAGCGGGUAGGCCAUCGUACAAUAAUGGAGGUAGUUGAAUUAAUAGCUGAAUAUAGUUUGUUUAUAUGUACAUAAGUAUUUUAUGCAAUUAUUUUUCAACAAUCAUUGGCUAUUUUUGAGAAGAGUUAAUCGAAUAAUAAUUGAUGAUAUUAGUAACAAAAAUUUAUUCAGAAAAUUAUGAUAUUUUUAUUAUUGCUAGAUGUAUUUAUAAAAUUUACAA
Messenger RNA from Chelonus insularis, 1781 nucleotides. RefSeq lists its product as uncharacterized. The coding region runs from base 142 to 1599 and encodes 485 amino acids. The transcript has 5 exons. Lineage: Eukaryota; Metazoa; Arthropoda; Insecta; Hymenoptera; Braconidae. The record is from RefSeq and is a predicted model, not a curated record.